Molecule: messenger RNA, 1263 nt
Organism: Copidosoma floridanum
Lineage: Eukaryota; Metazoa; Arthropoda; Insecta; Hymenoptera; Encyrtidae
Gene: Sdc
Product: Syndecan
Biological process (GO): cell migration
Cellular component (GO): cell surface; membrane
Source: RefSeq, a predicted model, not a curated record
GACGAAGCGUAAGAUAGACACUAUGGUCUUCUUUAAAGACGAGGUCAACAUAUUACUAGUGAAACUCUGCAGUUGAAAGUGAUUAGUUAGGAAGAAGGAAUCAAAUACUAUCUAUACUCUACUUAUAUUAAAUUCAUUUUUCUUUCAAACUUAUUCCUUACCUAUAAUACUAAAAUAUAUACCUAACAAACAAAAGAGAGGUAUCGACACUUGCGCCAUCGUGGUGAUGUCUGGCUGCUUCUCCGGUGGUUAAGAGAUCGAGAGAGUCACUCACGUUCAGAUCGAAAUAUCAGAGUAGUGGUAUCAAGGAAGCUCGGUGGUGAUAGUAAAUAGUGCACUACUACAGGGUCAGUGAAUAGAUUAACGUGUUCGUGCGUACAGACAUAUUCAGUGUUAAAAUCAAAAGUAAAGAAUAAAUUAAAAGAAGAAAAAAAAGAUUAGUGAAACGUGCAAGUUGAUAGUAAUAGAAAUACACUUUUUCAUUCCAGAAUUUGGAGACCAAUCUAAGUAGCAGAAAGAAAUACAACAGCAACAGCUUCUUAUACUACUCACUAACUAGAGCAGAGAUCAAACGAGAGAACAGUGGAAGAAGAACAACUCUCAGACUUUUGUAUAUACGUCAGAAAGGAAACCAAAACUUUACUGGGGUGGCACUCCCAUCUUGACGGUGUAAGAGUGCGAUAUUUAGUGUAGUGCAAGUAUCAAGUACAACAGCUGCUUAAGUAAUAUUAAGUCAUAGCUGCCCAGAAAUGCAAUGCAGAAUAGCGUGCUGGACUUUGCUUGGACUCUUCUUCCUCACAAGAUGCAGUGCCAACAAUGAGAACAGGCAGAAAAAUUUAAAGGAUAAACUACUAGGACAUACAAACUACAACUCAUUUGGUGAUGAUAUCUACCUAGAUGAUCAAGAUUCCUUAGAAGGCUCUGGUCGCAGUGGUGGUGAAAUUCGUGAUGAUCUCGAGGCAUCUGGCAGCGGCCUCGGUCCUGAUGAUGAGGAUGGUGACGGUGGUGAAUUCACGAAUCACAACACGAUUGAGCCGAUACUUAACAAACCAGUGGAACCCAAGGUGAUUGAAGAAACGAUAUACAAAAAUAAACAGACAAGUAUUGAUGCCAUUAACCGACCAGACAGUGACAAUGUUGAGCCAUCAAGUAUUGGAGAAGAUCGUGAUGUGAAUAGUGAUGAAAAUCGAGACGUGUACAUUAUGAAUCCAAAAACUGAAGACAGAGCGAGCUCCUUUUUUGCUCAGCCGGGUGUAUUAGCUG